Molecule: messenger RNA, 1293 nt
Organism: Dibothriocephalus latus
Lineage: Eukaryota; Metazoa; Platyhelminthes; Cestoda; Diphyllobothriidea; Diphyllobothriidae
Source: the annotation of a GenBank genome assembly
AUGGUUGUGUCUGGAACAAUCUAUUCUCCGAAGUCCUACCACAAAAGCCUUCGCGCAGAAUUGGCUGCCGCAUACAGUCAUGCAAACGUUAAGGUUGUUGAUUACUGCCCCGGCGAAUCGCCUUUGCCGAAAAACCUUAAAAACUGCCCAGCCGACGUCGCUCCUCUGUUCGAAGCCGCCGACGGCACAGUACUGUUUGAUGCGAACGCGAUUUCAUUUUACCUGGGCAACAAGCAACUGCGCGGUGGCGACCAGGAGCACUUUGUCACGCAGUGGGUGAACUUCACUGAUCACAUCCUUCUGCCCUCCGUUGCUGCCUGGUUGUAUCCCAUCCUCGGGGCUACUUCCUACAACAAACAGCAAGCUACCAAAGCUCAUGAAAAUGUUAACAAGGCUCUUUCGUUCCUGAAUGAGUAUCUUUCUUCAAGGAAUACGCCAACAAAUAUUUGGUACUUUAGAACGUUCCUCGUUGGUGAAUCGAUUACUCAGGCUGACCUCACUCUCUACAGCGUUGCGUACAUGCUUUUUGAACAUUUACUCGAUGAGGAGGCCCUGAAGCCUUUCCCACAUUUUCAUCGUUGGUUCAUGACCAUCGCUAACCAACCAGAAGUUUUGAAAGUUGCUGGCGCUCCUAAACUGUGUAAGAAGGCGGCUGUGUAUGAUCCCAAGAAUCACGAAAAACAUAUGCCAAAGGGAGACGGAAAGAAAGCUGCGAAAGCCGAAAAGCCGAAACCACAGAAAAAGGAGCAGAAGCCACAGAAACCCAAGGAAAACGAUGACGAAGAGAUGGAGGAAAUGGCACCCAAGCCCUCAAAGAAUCCCUUUGCCGCACUUCCUGUAGGAACUUUCGACUACGAUACCUUUAAACGCACCUACUCCAACAAUGACAUCAAAACUGUCGCAUUGCCCUUCUUCUGGGAAAAGUUCGACCCUACGACAGAUUCGAUCUGGUACUGUGAGUAUAAUUAUCCAGAAGAGCUGAAGCUUACUUUUAUGUCGGCAAACCUUAUUCGGGGAAUGUACCAGCGCCUUGAAAGGAUGCAAAAGUACGCCUUCGCUGUAAUGGGUGUUUUCGGAGAGAACAACAACAGCACUAUUUCCGGAGUUUGGGUCUGGCGUGGUACUGGUCUGGCCUUCGACUUGAGUGAAGAUCUUCAGAUCGACUACGAAUCCUAUACAUGGACUAAGCUGGAACCCGAAGACCCCAAGACGAAGGAGCUUGUCAGCGAUUACUUCUGCAGAGAAGGUGCUUUUGGCGGCAAGACGCCUGCUGAACUUGCCGUUUUCAAAUAA